AACUACUACUACUGCACUUGCUGGUGAUUCUGCUGAUGAACCCAUAUAAAUAAAAAAUAUCCUCAACAUGGCGGCUCUCAUCAGGCAUGGCUCUCUCAUUUUUCCGCAUUCGGCUAAAAAUUCACUACUCUCUUUAAUAAAGGCGCCAGUACGUCACGAUGUCAUAAGAUGUAAAGCUAACAGGGCCAAGCAAAAACAAAAACAAUCAACGAUCAAAGGAAAAUGGGAGUGGAGUGAAAAGUCACUUUCAACACGAGGAUUUCUCCGGCCACUGAAGCCUUAUGAGCCACCAGCAGAUGCCUCAGAGAAGCUGAACAAAGUUUGCAAGGCCGAGGGUCUGUCAGAGAAUGACUCGACAGAGAUAAAAGAUCUAAAUCUGAGAUUUAAGUUAUUUAGCGCUUGUGCUAAUGAAUUCAAAUGUCCUAUUCCUAAUUCAGUGAUGUUUACUAUACGAACUAUCGGAGACUUGAGGAACUUUUACCACACUCCAAUAAACACAACUCUGCCGCUCGAAGCAACUAAAGACUUAAAGCUGCCGCCUAAUCUUCACAUUCAGUACGAGUACAACAGGUUCAAUCCAGAAACAGACACUAAAUUUGGCGGAAAAACAGCAUUUCCUAAGAGUUCAACUCUUGUCACUGGUCUCAAAUAUAAAAAGAAAUACCCUAGUCUCAUACUUGACAGUCCUUGGUCAUAAAAAUUUUGUUAAAAUUUUUUUAUUCUCACUUAAAUGAUACAUUCGAUUUGUUGAUAAACAAGUAUGUAAUAAAGUGAAUUAAUAAUCAA
Cotesia glomerata is the source of this 786-nucleotide messenger RNA. RefSeq lists its product as uncharacterized. The record is from RefSeq and is a predicted model, not a curated record. Gene Ontology annotation, cellular component: mitochondrial large ribosomal subunit; mitochondrion. Bases 68 to 697 code for a protein of 209 amino acids. Lineage: Eukaryota; Metazoa; Arthropoda; Insecta; Hymenoptera; Braconidae. The transcript is spliced from 4 exons.